This is a messenger RNA of Rhododendron vialii, 2263 nucleotides long. RefSeq names its product cysteine-rich receptor-like protein kinase 44. The transcript has 7 exons. Gene Ontology annotation, molecular function: ATP binding; protein kinase activity. The coding region runs from base 176 to 2077 and encodes 633 amino acids. The record is from RefSeq and is a predicted model, not a curated record. Lineage: Eukaryota; Viridiplantae; Streptophyta; Magnoliopsida; Ericales; Ericaceae. Gene Ontology annotation, biological process: protein phosphorylation.
CCCUCCUCACGGCACGGUAUACUCAUCGUUGACCCUCUGCUUUUGGUAUUCCUUCUUCCUUUAUAGUUAAGUGUCUGAAAGCUAGUAGGGAUCGGAGUUAUAGCUCAUGCUAGUUGAUAACCAGAUCAAAUUUUGCCAUUGUGAGCCUCAGCCAAAUUGGAAAACUGAAUAGAAUAUGGGUUCAUGGAGAGCUAUCCUGUUCCUUCGUCUCAUUCUCGUAAACAUUGUUCGUCUCACCGUUUCCCAGCCUCAUUUCCUAAACUACUACUAUAUAUCUGAAUCUGGCACUUACUCGACUAAUAGUACAUACCAGAAGAACCUCGUUGCCCUCCUCUCUUCCCUUUCCAACAGUACCGAUAAAUAUGGGUUUAACAGUUCCUCAGUUGGCGAAAAUCUGGACAGAGUUAAUGCAAUUGUGCUUUGCAGAGGAGACGUUGACCUCGAUACCUGUCGUAGUUGUAUCAACAAUGCCACUAUGAAGCUCCCACAACUGCUUCCUAAUUACAAGGCGGCGAUCGGAUGGUAUCGCUAUUGUAUGCUUCGUUACUCGGACAAGUCCAUAAAUAGCAUUUUAGCAACCAAUCCGAGUCACUUCAUUUAUACCUACGUAAAUGCGUCGAGCGUGAAUGAAUUCAAUCAAGUGCUGAGAAGCUUGUUGGACGGCCUCCGCAGCAAGGCAGCGUUGGGUGGAGCCCGCCGCAAGUUCGCGACGAACAACACGGCUGGUCCGGAUUUUCAGACUAUAUAUGGACUAAUGCAGUGCACACCUGAUUUGUCCGAAAUAGAUUGCAACAAUUGCCUCCAAUUGGCUGGUCAACAGAUUCCGCACUACUUUAGUGGUAAGACAGGAGGGACAAUUUUGGCACCUAGCUGUACUCUUCGGUACGAGACCUAUCAGUUCUUUACGAAGAAUCCAGCUGAUGCACCACCAGCCACAUCAGCACCCCCGCCAGCCCCUCCCCCGGCGCGCACUUUUGCUCCUCCUCCGCCAUCAACCGAUGUGACAACAAAGCAAGUUUCCGGAGCUGGGGAUCAAAUUAGCAUUGCGGAAUUGUCGCAAAACGACUUUGAUAGCAUUAGUGUUGCAACGGAUAACUUCUCCGAUAGUAAUAAGCUUGGACAAGGUGGAUUUGGUGCCGUUUACAAGGGUAGGCUUAAUGGACGAGAAAUUGCAGUGAAGAGGCUGGAUAAGGAAUCUCUACAAGGAGAAACAGAGUUUAAGAACGAGGUUAUGAUAUUGGCCAAGCUUCAACACAAGAAUUUGGUUAGGCUGCUUGGUUUUUGCUCGGAAAGAACAGAAAGGCUUCUUAUCUACGAGUUUGUGCCCCAGUCAAGCCUUGAUCACGUCAUAUUCAAUCCAAUCAGGUGCGAACAAUUGGGUUGGGAUAAGCGUUACAAGAUCAUACGAGGCAUUUCUCAGGGACUUCUCUAUCUUCAUGAAGAAUCACAACUAACAAUCAUUCAUCGUGAUCUCAAAGCUGGUAAUGUUCUCUUGGAUGACGACAUGAAUCCCAAAAUUUCAGAUUUUGGCACUGCAAGAUUGUUUGUGGUGGAUAAAACUCACUUGAGUACAAUCAAUAUUGCGGGGACCCGUGGAUAUAUGGCUCCAGAGUAUGCAGUGAAUGGGCAAUUCUCGAUAAAAUCAGAUGUCUUUAGCUUUGGUGUCUUAGUUCUUGAAAUUCUGAGUGGCCGGAAGAACAAAUCUUUCUGUAAUGGGAAGAACGUAGAGGGACUUUUAAGCUACGCAUGGAAAUCUUGGAGGGAAGGAACAUAUUCAAAUGUCAUAGACCCCACAUUGAGGGUUAAUUCGGGUUCCAUGCCGGAAAUGAUAAGAUGUAUUCAUAUUGGAUUACUGUGCGUCCAGGAAAGUGUUGCAAAAAGACCGGCUAUGGCUGAAGUUGUUCUCUUGCUUAAUAGCUCCUCCAUCAGCCUUGAGGUGCCAUCAGAGCCUGGUUUUUUUUUGCAUAGUGGUAGCAGCAAUGCAGAGUUACCAUUGCUUCAGGAGCAUAGGUCUGAAUUCGCCGUGUCAGGUCAUUCAAUAAAUGAAGUAUCAACAACUGAGUUGUAUCCUCGUUAAAUUCUCAAGGUGUGAUAUCAACUCUAAGCAAAUAUGUUUGAACCAGGAUGUGAUUUUCAGCAAUAAGCUUAUCUGUUAAUUUCUAUAGAAGGAAUGAUAUUUGAAUAAAUUGACUAUCGUAAUAUAGGUCUCUGUUGGAUUUUUGCCCAUGUGGUGUUAAUGCAUUGAAAGAAAAAAGAAAAAUAG